CAAAUAAGGUGUAGGAUUAUAUUUGAACAGCCCCUUACCGACGCUUCUUCUGCGAUAGCCGCCGAUAGCCUACUCACUCAAAGAAUAGGCAAGGCUAGUAUGCUAAACAUGUCUACACAAGAAGAGACGUGGACAUUAGAGAUUAGAGAUACGGUACCUGAAGCAUUUCUAUUAACGAAAGAACGACAAAAAAAAGUAACGCGAGUAUGUGAAUAAAAGUAUCGCGAGUUGCGCGUUUCUUUAGUUUGGAAUGUCCCGUGACAAGGAACUGUAAGCCCGUGCCGUCUGCUUGGCGAUUCGGUGCGGGGCUAGCUUGUUGACAAGAUGGCGGAAAAUACAACAGCAUGUUCUCCAUCGGAGAGACUUUCGUCAGAAAUGGCACAUACCGACAAGCAGCCAGACGCAGAUUUAGAUUGUUUUGGCAGGCUUGGCUCCCAACUUGAUGAAAAAGUUGAAUUUAAGAACAGAUUUGGAGAACGGAUCUCAGCGACACCGAUUAUUAUAGAUUUUCUCCGAGUGCUGCAGCUUGGCCAUGUCCACGACAUGAAUGGUGUGAUCUCAGGGGUUUCAAACAGGGAUCUUUUGCAUGCUGUGGUUGCUCUGUACGACAUUUCAUUAUCAGAUAUGGACACUGAAACCCUGUAUGCCACUGUCUGCUCAAAAUGGGCUCGGACUAUUGUAUUGGUUCAAGAUGUUAAAGAUGCAGCCAUGGAGAUGACAGAGCGAAAUGUGAAGAAGAGGGCAAGGAGUAAGGAAGCUAAGUCAAAAGAGUCAGAGCAAGACAAAGAAAGUAAUUUGGACUGGUCUCAAAGAGUUGAUGCUGAGAAAGAUGUUUUGAUUGAGGAGGAAGCAUCUGUUGGUGCUUUCACUGAAGUAUUCAGUGAUACAGAGGAGGAGGAAGAGGAUGAGGAGGGAGAAGAUGAAGAUGAGGAGGAGGAAGAUUAUUCCAAAGGAAUCCAAACAUUUAUCACAAAAGCCAUUGAAAGACGCAAGAACAGAGAUGCCUGUGAUGGAAUUUUGUCUCCUAAUCUGAUCGGGAUUGAGAACAGACUUUUAGCGUGUGCCACUUUCGAAAAAAAGUUCAUACAACACAAGGAGAGAGUGAUACACUUGACCCUGAUUAGCGUCAGACCUCGCUAUCGGAAGUAUAGGAUGGGUCGAUACCUGCUUUCUAAAUGUUUAUCACCUACAGUGGUCGGCCAACAUGAAGCAGUUGUUGUUCAUGCCGACAAUUCAGCAGUCGAUUUCUUUAGAAAGUUUGGCUUCUCUGAUGACACAGUGCUGAAUAGCAAGUGGAGCGAGCUGGCAGAUGCCUUCACAAAUUGUACUCUGAUGAGUUUCUUACCUGGAUUCUCAGGUCACUCACUUCUGUACACUGAUAUCACAAGGGACAUGGAUCCAGACCUGUACGAUAUUGACCACGAAUUGAAGUCUUGGCAAGCUAAGAGCAAAGAAGCUUACCAGGGACAUCUCUGCUGUUUGAUGAGACUACGGAAUGAAAUUUUACAACUGAAAUGUUUGGUCAAAACCCAGACAGAUCUGAUGAACAAGCUGAUUUGUGACAGUGACAGAGCCAGGAAGGAGAAACUUUUGAUGGAAAAAGAGAUGACAGAGCUACGAUUGGAAGCUGUCACCAAGACUUUCUCAGGCGCAACAGGGCCGGAAAAUAAUGCUGACGACAAAGAUGAGGAGACAACAGGACUGAUACAACAGCUGGAGUCUCAAGUUGAGAAGCUUUGUAAACCGCCUCCUAGUGACUGCCGUACAGCCACGCCCCCAAAACGAACAGACCAAGCAGUGCCAACAUCAAGUGAGAUCAUCUCUCGUUUUAUCCAAGGAAUGGAAAUGGAUCGAUCGAUCCAGGUCCGGUAUUCAGUGACAUCUAUAAUGAAGGCACGAGACAACCCUACUCUUAGAGCAAAGUUUGAAGGAUGUAUGGCAGCAAUGCACGACCCAUCCAUGAUGACAGAACUCUACUACUGUGGCUCCUUAGAAAAGCCAAGCCGGCUGUCUCAGGUUCUGAAAGAAGGCUUUAGAGAAGAAGAUUUUACUCAUGGUGAAUUUGGCAGGGGGCUUUACUUUUCGAAAUAUCCCUCGAAAGCAGCCCAGUUUUCUGACCUGGGCAAACUACUGGAGGUCAAGGUCGGCCUAGGCAAGGUGGAGACAGUUAUGAGAUAUGACAGAACAAGGAAAUCACCAGGGGAAAACUACGACUCUAUCAUUAGCCCUGGACGUUUGUACAAGCCUGGAGACCAGGGGGAUAUCGCGAUGUUGUCUCAGGAAUACGUUGUGUUCAACGUCCAUCAAGUUUUACCUUUGUGUAUUAUUUACUACAGUGCAAACCCAAGUGCCGUUUUGUAAUAUAUGUGUCUAACAUUAGUCAAAUGUUGACCGUUCAGAAAGAUAAGAUCAAGAAGUAGAGACAGACAAAUCAUUGUUGCUCAGAAUGUCAUGACAAUGGGUAGAGACUCAGCAAAAUAUUUUCAACGUGUGCAGCAUUACUAGCAUUUGCUACGGUAUCUUUUCUGUCGGUCACUGACCUACUGUGUGUGAUAAAUUUGAUAAGACAUGACUCAGCAUUUAUGACAUGACAAGAUGUGAGAUAUGAACCACAAUAUGGUCUGCAACUUUGUGGUUGUAUGUACCUGUCUCGACAUUAAAAACGAAAUUUCAGUUUGCAAAAGC
Molecule: messenger RNA, 2685 nt
Organism: Aplysia californica (California sea hare)
Lineage: Eukaryota; Metazoa; Mollusca; Gastropoda; Aplysiida; Aplysiidae
Exons: 17
Coding region: 325-2361 (678 amino acids)
Molecular function (GO): acyltransferase activity, transferring groups other than amino-acyl groups
Source: RefSeq, a predicted model, not a curated record